UGCUGUUUCAAAUAGGGGUUUUAAAAUAAACAGGGGGGGGGGGAGAACCCUCACCCAGCAAUGCCACAUAUCACAAUAGCAAGCUAAAUAUAGUCCUGGAUUACAGAGCUAUUGUUUCCAAUUCUGCUAUAUAAAACUUGGGCUCUCCAGAAGAUGGAAUGCCUCUUGACCUUUUGUGUUCCACCAGCCUGGAUUUGUAUUUAACUGAUGCCAGGACAGCAGACUGGCCCUUAGAGGUGUCUUGUGUUGAUAUGACAGACCUUGGUGCCGGGUCCUGGCCAUGUUCCGGAGACGCAAGUCCAACACUUUGGAGCACAAGAAGAAUCUUGCUGUUCAUGGACCAAUGCCUCACAAUGACAUGAGAUCUUUCUUCAGCCUGUCUCAGCUGGUCCUUUCGGCGGGCCACUUGAGGCCACCACCAGUCAUCAGACAUUCAAAAAUCACGUACUUAGAAGUGGAGAUUCUUGAUGCCCAAAGCAAAAAGCAGAUCUGUGUAGUGGACAAGAUACCGCCUUCAUCUACACUUCUGGAUGUAAAACAUAAGUUCCACAAAGUAUGUCCUCAGUGGUAUCCGUCUCGUGUCGGCCUGCGACUAGAACGCAAUGGGUCCUAUUUGAAAGAUUCUGUCAACAUAAAAAGCCUUGCGGCCUCUUCUAUCAUUACGCUGUAUUUCACAGACAUGGGCCAACAGGUCAGCUGGAUGACAGUUUUCCUGACUGAAUAUACUAGCCCUCUUCUAAUUUAUCUGCUAUUUUACCUUCGUCUCUCCAGUGUUUAUGAUGCAAAGGAGUGCACCACACGUGUCCGCCAUCCCAUUGUUCAUCUGGCCUGCAUUUGCCACUGUUUACAUUACCUGCGGCAUCUUCUGGAGACCCUUUUUGUGCAUAAGAUUUCUGAAGGACAAACACCGCUGAAGAACCUGAUCAAGGGCUGUGCUUUUUACUGGGGAUUCACUUCUUGGAUUGCUUAUUACAUCAACCACCCACAAUACACUCCUCCAUCAUUUGGGAACAGACAAGUUACUUUGGCUGCCUUCACUUUCCUGAUAUGUGAAGCUGGGAGUCAUUUCAUCAGUGUAGCCCUAGUCCAUCAGAAUCAAUCAGGAAAUAAAUCCUCUUUUCCAAGUCCAUCAAUCAACCCUUUUACGUGGCUGUUUGCACUGGUCUCUUGUCCAAACUAUACCUAUGAGAUUGGCUCUUGGAUCAGUUUUACAUUAAUGACACAAACUCUGCCAGUGGGUGUCUUUGCAUUACUAAUAGCAAUCCAGAUGGCACUUUGGGCCCGGAAGAAGCACCAGCUGUACCUGAAAAAGGGGACUUCCUCUCAGUGGAGAAAAGCAGCUAUGAUUCCAUUUGUGCUGUAAAUGCAAAUAGAUUUGGUCUGAAACUAUCAAGGACACACACUCCAUUUAGCUGUCCAAAUGGCAAUGUGGGUUUUCCCAAAAAAAUAAAAUAUAAGAACAGAAGAGCAGUCAUUCUGGAUUAGACCAGGGUGCCAGCACCUUUUUUACACACUGACUAGUUGCUGGGGACCCAAAUAAAUACUUUGUAGUAAACUCAAGGAGUAGCUCAGGUACUUUGCUCGAGGAAAGUUCCAGGUGCAGUCCUGUGGAACUCCAAGUACCGAGGAUCCAGAGACGCAAGAGCUGGAAUGAGCAUUUUUCUGCCUUGGCGCAGAGAGGGCCUUCCUUCCUUCCUUCCUUCCUUCCUUCCUUCCUUCCUUCCUUCCUUCCUUCCUUCCUUCCUUCCUUCCUUCCUUCCUUCCUUCCUUCCUUCCUUCCUUCCUUCCUUCCUUCCUUCCUUCCUUCCUUCCUUCCUUCCUUCCUUCCUUCCUUCCUUCCUUCCUUCCUUCCUUCCUGCUAGCAGCUUAAAUGAAGACAGUAAUCUAGAAUCAAUAUCAUGAGCUGCUCAAUCCUAUCUUCAGAAAUAUGGAUUCUUCCGCCACAUAAAGGUUAGAUAACAAUUCAUUUGUAGAGGAGAAAUGAACCUUUAGACCCAUGAGGUGUCAUUGUAAUUUUCUGGGUAUCAAGUGCCACUGAAUUAAUUCAAUGGGAUAUAUGAGGGAGCAGGCAAAGAAUUUGCCUACACGCAUUUAACUAGAAUAGGUCCAAGUGAAUUCAGUGGAUUCACUUCUGAAAAAAUGUGUGCAGAAUCAGGUUACAUUUAGUCUUAACAUAUGUUAAGAGCACUCACUGAACUUUAGAACUCUAAAUAAAUAUUCUCCUGUGUUCUAAAAUCUGUUGUUUUCUUACACUUAUUUUGUUUACUGCUGGCCAAAAUUGACAAAGCAAAAUGUUAUCAUAAUAAAACAUUUAUUUUAAGGA
This is a messenger RNA of Sphaerodactylus townsendi, 2323 nucleotides long. RefSeq names its product trans-2,3-enoyl-CoA reductase like (gene TECRL). Gene Ontology annotation, biological process: very long-chain fatty acid biosynthetic process. Lineage: Eukaryota; Metazoa; Chordata; Lepidosauria; Squamata; Sphaerodactylidae. Bases 281 to 1363 code for a protein of 360 amino acids. The record is from RefSeq and is a predicted model, not a curated record. The transcript is spliced from 12 exons. Gene Ontology annotation, molecular function: oxidoreductase activity, acting on the CH-CH group of donors.